Messenger RNA from Gopherus flavomarginatus (Mexican gopher tortoise), 1914 nucleotides. It is a transcript of the gene ERO1A, whose product is annotated as endoplasmic reticulum oxidoreductase 1 alpha. Bases 71 to 1465 code for a protein of 464 amino acids. NCBI's taxonomy places the organism in Eukaryota, Metazoa, Chordata, Testudines, Testudinidae. The transcript has 16 exons. The record is from RefSeq and is a predicted model, not a curated record. Gene Ontology annotation, molecular function: FAD binding; protein-disulfide reductase activity; thiol oxidase activity. Gene Ontology annotation, cellular component: endoplasmic reticulum; endoplasmic reticulum membrane. Gene Ontology annotation, biological process: protein folding in endoplasmic reticulum.
GCCUAGCGGGGCGGGGCCGCCCGGCCGGGUCUAGUCCCGCGCGCCGGGCAGCCCCGCACAGACACGCGCCAUGGGCCGCUGCGACCUGCGCUGGCUGCUGCUGGGACUGCUCGGGGCGGCGGGGCUGGGACCCGGGGCGGCCGCCGGGCAGCCGCUGCCGGGCUCCGCGGAGCAGAGGUGCUUCUGCCAGGUCACUGGUUACUUAGAUGAUUGCACCUGUGAUGUUGAAACCAUAGAUACAUUUAACAACAACAAGCUUUUUCCUAGAUUAAAUAAACUUCUGGAAAGUGACUACUUUAGACAUUACAAGGUAAACCUAAAGAAACCUUGCCCUUUUUGGAAUGACAGCAGUCACUGUGGGAUAAGAGACUGCGCAGUAAAGCCUUGUGCAUCUAACGAAGUCCCUGGUGGAACUGAAUCUGCAAGCUAUAAGUAUUCAGAAGAAGCCAGUAAACAUGUUGGAGAAUGUGAGGAGGCUAAGAGACUUGGUGCCGUUAAUGAAUCUUUGAGCGAGGAAACCCAGCGAGCCAUGCUUCAGUGGACCCAGCAUGAAGAUUCUUCAGACAACUUUUGUGAAGCUGAUGAUAUACAGUCUCCUGAUGCAGAGUAUGUGGAUUUACUCCUGAAUCCUGAACGCUACACGGGUUACAAAGGACCAGAGGCGUGGAAGAUCUGGAACAGCAUUUACGAGGAGAACUGUUUCAAGCCUCGGACCAUAGAAAGACCUUUAAAUCCCUUGGCUUCUGGCAGCGGAGAUAAUGAUGGGAAUUCAUUUUACAGUUGGCUGGAAGGCCUCUGCGUAGAGAAGAGAGCUUUCUACAAACUCAUUUCUGGCCUACAUGCAAGCAUCAACAUCCAUUUGAGUGCCAGGUACCUCUUGCAAGAUACGUGGUCGGGGACAAAGUGGGGACACAACAUUACUGAGUUUCAGCACAGAUUUGAUGAAGUCCUUACUCAAGGAGAAGGUCCCAAGAGGCUCAAGAACCUGUAUUUCCUGUACCUAAUUGAAUUACGGGCAAUGUCGAAAGUUCUGCCAUUCUUUGAGCGCCCAGGAUUCCAGUUGUUCACGGGGAAUGAAAACAGAGACAUACACGCCAAAAACCAACUGCUGGAAAUCCUUCACCUAACCAAGUCCUUCCCUUUGCAUUUUGAUGAAAACUCAUUUUUUGCUGGAAAUAAAAAGGAAGCUGCUAAACUAAAGGAGGAAUUUAGGCUCCAUUUUAGGAAUAUUUCAAGAAUUAUGGACUGCGUUGGGUGUUUAAAAUGUCGCCUUUGGGGAAAGCUGCAAACUCAGGGCUUAGGUACGGCGCUGAAGAUCCUCUUUUCACAAAAACUGAUAGAAAACAUGCCAGAAAGCGGCCCCUCUUACGGAUUCCAGCUAACGAGACAAGAAAUCGUCUCCUUCUUCAAUGCUUUUGGAAGUGGUUCCCGAACUGGGGUUUGUGAACUCCUGAAGGUUCGCUAAGUGUUACAGGUUCUCGGGGAAAAAUUCCCUAAUGGUGGACAGAGCUGUUCCUAGGAACUCCGGCCACCAUGGGGCCAGCAGCCUGGAGCCCCUAGACUUCCAAGAUCAAAGCAAGCAUCUCUAUCACACUGAGGAGAUUUAAACUUCAGGUAUCCUUAUAAGAAAUGGAAAGGGAGGUGGAUAUUUUUUGCUGUUUUUAAAAUUCAAUAGGCAGCUACUAUUGUUUUAAAAAUGAUUAUGAAGAGCAAGUUUAAGCUUUGUUGUAACGUGCGUUUUUUGCCUGGACUGCUCAAGACCUGAAUGCUUGUGUAGGAGGAACUCUUUGAGUUGGCUUCUUAAAUACCUUCCUCCUGUUUCACAUCUGAUACUCCUUGAUGAAACAUAGGAGCUUUGUCUUCUAACAGCCUUAUUCAGAGUGAUACAAGCUACGAAAGUGAGAUCUUGGAAGA